Uloborus diversus is the source of this 438-nucleotide messenger RNA. Its product is annotated as piggyBac transposable element-derived protein 4-like. The record is from RefSeq and is a predicted model, not a curated record. The transcript is spliced from 2 exons. Lineage: Eukaryota; Metazoa; Arthropoda; Arachnida; Araneae; Uloboridae. The coding region runs from base 1 to 438 and encodes 145 amino acids.
AUGCAAAGACAAUCAAAAGACGAUGCCAGUUCUACUCCCGAAACAAUGGACACGGCAGGCACGAGUAGGAAAAAAGGUCGUUGCUAUUUGUGCAAAUCAGACAAUAAAGAACAAAAUGCAUGUAUGAAGUGUGGCAAAUACAUAUGUAAUGAAGUUAUUCAUGCAUUAUGGGAUUUAUGGAUAGAGAUAUUACCAAAAAUUGUGAACCCCAGUGCAUAUGUUACUGUUAAUGAACAAUUGGUUGCUUUCAGAGGAAACUUCCCUUUUAGGCAAUACAUGCCCAAGAAACCAGUCAAGUACGGCAUCAAGCUUUGCGUUCUGUGUGACAAUGAAACUGGCUAUGUGUGGAACAUCCAACCACAUCUUGGAAAACCAACAAACCAACCUCGCGAGACAAAUCAAGGUCUUAGAUUUAUCGUAUGGUCUGAAAGGACAUAA